This is a messenger RNA of Nasonia vitripennis (jewel wasp), 1924 nucleotides long. RefSeq lists its product as uncharacterized. The transcript has 4 exons. Bases 157 to 1779 code for a protein of 540 amino acids. The record is from RefSeq and is a predicted model, not a curated record. Lineage: Eukaryota; Metazoa; Arthropoda; Insecta; Hymenoptera; Pteromalidae.
ACCUAUGGGUAAGUGUAGGUAUAUAUGCAGCGUUAAAAAUAAGGUUAUGUUGCAUUAUUUACAUUCUUUAUCGCCUGCUUCUGCUAUACUAAGUACUCAAGUACUCUCGGUUAAAUGACCAAGUAAUGCAAUUUUAAAUCAAGUUUCGAUUCUGACAUGUUAAAAAGCAUACUUUCAAUGCAUGGAAAAUGCAAAUUAAUCUUAAGAGUAAUCGCGUUUCGUAAUUUAAGCGAAACAAAAUAUCAGGAAUCUUUUCAGUGUAGAAUAAUAGAUUAUUUUGAAAGUAUAUGGAAUGCACAAAAAUUUAAUCAGCAAUUUGAAGUAUCGUCGCAAAUAAAAGAAAAAUUUUGCGACGCUAGUGCUACAAUAGAAAAAUAUGAAUCUCUUGACAAAUACUUGAAGCAACUGUUAAAUACAAGAGAUUUGAAUAUCAAUGAAAACUCGAUAGAUUAUCUUGAUAUGCAAUGCUCUUCAUUAGUACAUUUCCUAAGACACUCAGAAGUUUUAAGUUUAUUAAAUGCCUUUUUAAAAGUCGCUCCAUACAGAUUUAAAAUGACCGAUUCUUAUAACAAAUCAAUGCCUAUUCUACUUGAGGCUGUGGGAAACGAACUAUUAAAUAAUCAUCAAUUGGUUCAAGUUUUAUUUUUUCUAUCUUUAAAUAAGGACAAAAGUGCCAGUUCUGUUAGUUAUUUAAAAUCGCACUUGACAAACCUAAAAGACUUACCUUUAAUUGAAAAAUGCAUUGUUGCUCAAGCCUUUUACAAAUCAUCUGUUAAGCUUGAACAGUACCAGUCUAAGAUUUUUGAGCAAGUUUUAGAAAAAGAGUAUAAUCAUUUGAUUGCUGAUCAAAUUUUACUUGUAUCGCUCUGCAAAGCUAUUCGAAUAAGUGGUGCAAGUGAUGAAUUGAACCUAAAAAAAUUAAGCCAAGCUAUAAUUCAUUCAAAAAUACCAUUUACUUUCACAACUAUUGUUCAUGUGUUAGGUUUAUAUGCGGAAGCUCUUAUACUGGAACCAAAAGCAAUAAAUCGAUUAGUAAAGGAUUCCAUAGAAAUUAUUAAACAAGAUGGCAUAAAAUGUAGUAUAAGAUUAAAAGAUUUGGAUAGAUUUUUGUGGAGUAUAAGUCAUUUGGGUUUAACACUAACCUUAAACCAAAAAUCAGUUUUGCAAAUGUAUUUUGAACAAAGGAUAAACGAGUAUAAAAUUAAAGUAAAUUUGGGUAUUCUGGUAAAUAGUGUUUUAUGCUUGCAUAUGCUACAGUGCUGGAAUAAAAAGGUAAUUAAAAACUUGUUAGAGGAAAAUAUUUUCAUGCCAGUGUUUUAUGAGAAAUAUCAUUGGAAGAUAAGAUCCCGCUUGCAGCUACUUAUAAGUCUAAUUAUCAUUGAAAUGAAAUUAGUUGUACCACAUAAUUUGAAAAAGCAAAUAAAAAUUUCCUCUAAUCCAUCCAAAUAUAUAAAUGCAGUAGCAGAAAUUGCAUCAUCAUUAGUUGAACAAGGAAUGAUAAGAAAUGUUGUCAUAGAAUGUCCAAUAAGAACUCUACAAAUUCCAGGAGUCACUUUAAUUACUGAUAAAAACAUUUAUCAUAUUGAUGUACUGGACAAUUUAACGUGUUUCCGAAAUACCAACAUACCCCAUGGCUUGAUGAAAUUAAAAAUACGGCUUCUUUCUAGACUAAAAUAUCGACAAAUUGCUAUAAGCAAUAGGAUGUUCAAGGAUUCUGAAGCAUUGCAUACUGCAAUUGAGCUGCUAAUUAUAAACAGUAUAAGUGAGAACAAAACGUAAGAAUAAGUUUUAAAAUACCUUGAACCAUGUGAAUAGAAUUAUGUAAAUAAGAACAUCUGUACCUGUGUUUAAUUACAGAGUGUAAAAUGUAAAAUAUUUCCUAUUUUUAAUACAUAAAAAAUAUAAAAAUUCCUAGUUUCUAAAA